Molecule: messenger RNA, 738 nt
Organism: Funneliformis geosporum
Lineage: Eukaryota; Fungi; Glomeromycota; Glomeromycetes; Glomerales; Glomeraceae
Source: the annotation of a GenBank genome assembly
AUGGUCAACUUUGCAGACUCAGAUUGCCUUGGUGAAGUUGCUCUUAGUAACUUAAAAUUGUACAAAUACUCUGCGAUUGAUAAGUCACCAAUUUCCAACUAUGUACUUAAACCAUAUUGGAAUUGGGCUGUGGAGCUUUUUCCCUUAUGGAUGGCACCAAAUUUGAUUACAUUAUGUGGUUUGGGUUUCGUUAUAUUAAACGUUAUAGGUGUAAUAAUUUGGAUUCCAGAUCUCGUAGGUCCUGGUCCACGUUGGCUAUAUUGGAGUUUUCCGAUCGGUUUAUGGCUUUAUUCAACAUUUGAUAAUGUUGACGGUAAACAAGCUCGAAGGACAGGAACUUCGUCUCCUCUUGGAGAACUUUUUGACCAUGGUUGCGAUGCUUUGAAUUGUUCUUUUGGUGCAAUAGUAUUCUCGGCUGCAGUGGGGAUGGGUCACUCUUACUGGUCCGCAACUUUUUUCCUUCUUUUAGUCAUUCCCUUUUUUUUCUCUACAUGGGAAGAAUAUCAUACUGGGGUUUUAUACUUGGGAUAUUUUAAUGGUCCUACUGAAGGACUUAUAAUUGCCUGCGCUUUACAACUUGUUUCGGCCAUAACAGGACCAGAAUGGUGGACGCAAGAUGUGCAUGAUAUAUUUGGAGAUUCGGUGCCAAAACUCAUUCCAAAGGGAUGGACUUCUGUAGAUAUAUUAUUAUUGAUUAUGACCUUCGUUAUCUGCACUUUACAUAUUCCUGAAUGGUAA